Messenger RNA from Musa acuminata AAA Group (dessert banana), 420 nucleotides. RefSeq lists its product as uncharacterized. The record is from RefSeq and is a predicted model, not a curated record. NCBI's taxonomy places the organism in Eukaryota, Viridiplantae, Streptophyta, Magnoliopsida, Zingiberales, Musaceae. Bases 1 to 420 code for a protein of 139 amino acids. The transcript has a single exon.
AUGAUUGACUACAAGCAAACUACGAAGUACCAGAGUGACCAAAAGUCUGAUUUCUAUUUAAGGUUCAUGGAGGGCAGGGAACUAACCGAGCCUGACUACUCAAAUUCUCUUAUCACAAUACCUGCAGCACCUUCAGAAGUAACCGGACUGAAUUUCUGCUCAGAGCAGGGAACUAAUUCUUUUGGUUAUACAUACAUUGGCUGGGAGCUUGAGGCCAAGAUGCCAGAUAUCACAUCAAUUCUUGCUCUCACUAUAACUGAAGGUGAUGAACCUGAAUUAUUCGAUGAUAUCAGCCUGUGGAAGAAAGUGGAGCCUAAUAAUUUUAAAGAGGCAGUGCCAGCAGAGGAAAAUGCUGCAGCCAAACUCUCAGAGGAGUUAUCUGCUUACAAAAUACAAACCAUAUAUGAAGUUCCUCCCUGA